GUUGCCAAACAGCAAUGCAUGUUGCCUAACAACUGAACAAUCAAGCCAUAGCAACUUAAUAAUGUAUGUAAAACAUUAAGGAAAAUUUUGUACUUUCGAAAUAAAAUAAAAGCGACUUGAAAGGAUUUUGUCAGCUAAACACAAUGUUUUGGGGUCUAAGUGAAGCGCUUGAUCUCUAUCAAGAAUAUUGCAAAGCAUUUAAAAUAGAGCAGACAAUCACAGAGGAAGCACAAAACCAGGAAAAUGCAAAUAUAAAUGAAGACAGCCUGCACACCCUCGAUGUUGAGGAAGCAAAGCAAGAUGAAGAGGGGUUACCAAAUGGAGAACAAGAAGAUGGCGCUGCUGACGACGCACCAUCAACGGGUAGAACACUCAACGUGCUGCUCUUCGGUGCUGGCGAUCCACGACAUGUCAUCAAAACUAUGGCCAAAAUGUACCAACACAAAGGCAGUCGCGUAAAUUUCUACCUGCUUGAUGGUUGCAUAGAAAUCGUUGCGCGAAAUAUGCUAUUACUCGGUAUAGCGCUCGAGAAUCCAGGAACUUAUAAUUUAAUAAGAAAAGUGCAUCUCUUCAUGGACGUCUAUGGCAAUACCCUACUGCGCCCACCAACGCACCAAUAUUUGAUGGGCAAAUCGAAGACAAUGCUGAAAAUGGUCACCGAUGAUGAGCUACUGCACAGGUUGGCGCCGCAGUUGAAUAUUGAAGGUUUGAGAUAUCGUGAGCGGGAUGGUUUGGAGAAUGCUUUCAACUUUUUGCUGCCGCGUGAGGGUUAUGUCUUCAAUGUGCAAGAGUAUUGGUCCGAGCGCGUACGUAGACUGUUGACUACACGCUAUGAUUAUCGUGAAGGCGCCUUCGACUGGGAUUUGAAUAUGGUGCUGAAAGAUAGAGAUGCGUCGCAAAUAUGCCCGCAGGAAUACCGUUAUUGGCGUGAGACUGGCAUUGCUUUUACUUAUCCCGAAUAUGAGCAGUGCAAGCCGAAUAAAACACUCGUCACCGGUUUGGUGCGCAAUGGCGAAAAGUAUCUGCAUCGUGGCUAUGCGGGUGACAUACAAACCGGUCCAUUUUGCACAUUCGGUCUGCAUACGGGUGACAAACAGAUAAUGAACUCUGUGCAUGGCGAUAAUGAUUAUCGUGCCACGGAUAUCACCGAACGUAAUCUGCUCGAAUACUUUCACGAGCUGCAAACUCGCACCGCUUACAUACAUGACCGUGCGAUUUCGCGCAAAUAUGGUUCUGUGAAAUUGCUCAUGGGUGAGCGCCUUUCCUAUGACGAGUGUGAUCUGGACGGCAUGCGUGACUACGAUAAACCAUGGAUUAAUGUGGAGCAAUGUAAGGUGUUUUUUCUCUCAGCCGAUGACAUUUUUACACUGCAAAAUGUACAGGCUAAUGAGAACUGGUGUAACUUUUUCGAUCUCGCUUUUGUGGGUCACAAUUAUUUUCCAUUUCUAAAAAGCAAUUUCGCCGAGGUGCUGCGCGACAAGGCACUGCUCAUUUUGGAGAGUAAAUUAUUAACUGUGGCACGUAAGGAGGUGGUGAAGGAGUUUGAGGAUAAAUUAAAAGCAUAUGCGAAGUUACUCAACCUAACGCCGGUUAUCAACUACAAGGUUUUGAAUUCGAAAAACCGCAUUUUGAAAUUUAAGAAAAUCAGCGAAAAGCUUCAGAGCAAUAACUAAAUUUAAUAAAAUGCUAUUU
Messenger RNA from Ceratitis capitata (Mediterranean fruit fly), 1692 nucleotides. RefSeq names its product dynein assembly factor 3, axonemal homolog (gene Dnaaf3). The coding region runs from base 144 to 1673 and encodes 509 amino acids. Lineage: Eukaryota; Metazoa; Arthropoda; Insecta; Diptera; Tephritidae. Gene Ontology annotation, biological process: motile cilium assembly; axonemal dynein complex assembly. The record is from RefSeq and is a predicted model, not a curated record. The transcript has 2 exons.